Messenger RNA from Thlaspi arvense, 1318 nucleotides. Lineage: Eukaryota; Viridiplantae; Streptophyta; Magnoliopsida; Brassicales; Brassicaceae. The record is from the annotation of a GenBank genome assembly.
CAGUACAGCCUCAAUCAACGCUUCAUCUAUCAAAAAACAUUCCACGUUCGAAUAAGAAAAGAAACCCAAAACAAUGUACUCUUUAUCUUCUGUAUCAAAACGCUUCGUUUUGGUCCAUAUCGUUACCGUGGUGGCCAUACAACUCCUCCAUACACGUAGCGUUUCAUCUGUAAACAUGACCAAUUCGUAUUUGCACCACAAAUGCAUCGAAAGUCAAGGGAAGUAUCAGCAUGGAAGUCAGUACGAAAAAAACCUCAAUGAAAUGAUCAAUGCCACCUCUAGCGGCAAUUUUCGCCAAGGUUACGAAUCGAUGACCAAUGGUGAGGGUACUCCUGAUAGCGUCACCUUCUUGUACCAGUGCCGCGGUGACAUCGACGGGCGCAUGUGCCGCUCAUGCUACGCCACAGCCAUCGCAGGGCUUCGUAGGAGAUGUCCGAGAAACAAAGGGAGUAUAAUAUGGUACGACCAAUGUCUUAUGGAGAUUUCUUCAGUUAGUACGGACGGGCAGGUCGAUUACGUCAACAAUAUCUCCACCAAUGAGAAGAACUUUGACGCCAACGGCCAGCCGUUUCUGUACGCUGCGGGGGAGAAAAGGCUCGGGACGAAGACGAUGUACGCGAUGCACAAAUGCCUCGUUAGUCAAGGUCACUACAAGCCGGGAAGUGUGUACGAGAAAAACCUCAAAUCCAUCAUCCAAUCCAUCACUUCGACUGGUCAAUUUCGCAGUGGUUACGAGCUGAUGUCCCUUGGUGAUGGUCCUGAUUUCAUCUCCGUCAUCAUUCAGUGUCGUGACGAUUCUUACGGACCCAAGUGCCGCUCGUGCUAUUCCACCGCUCUCUCUGAGCUUCGUAGGAGAUGUCCGAGAGAGAAAGGGGGAAUAAUAUGGUACGACCAAUGUCUUCUCGAGAUUUCUGGUAUCGAUACUAAAGGGAAGGUCGACUAUGAAAACAAUUUCUGUUUGUCCAACGCGAAGAAAGUGAGCGGCGAUCAAAGCUCAUUCCACUUAAAUUUGAUGUCUCUCAUCUCCAAUCUGACAAGUAUAGCAAUCAAUGAAACAAACUUAGACGGCGACCAACAUGCGCAAUACGCGGCGGGGGAGAGGAGGCUCGGGACCAAGAAUCUGUACGGAAUGGUGCAAUGUACGAAAGAUCUAUCGCUUAGGGGGUGUCAGACGUGUUUGGGAUAUCUUGCUUUGCAUUUUCAAAAUUGUUACGGUCGUAAACAAGGAGCGAGAGUUUUUGGUAGGAGCUGUAGUUUUAGGUUUGAGCUUUACCCUUUUGUUAGUACCAAGGCUGGUUCUAAAUAUUUGAAGGUCUAA